AUGGUUGAAUUAAAUAAAAAACGGCGUUUCUCAGACACUGAGAGCCCCGAAAUCAAAGUCGAAGCCACUGCGACCCCCGCCGAAACCCCAGCUGCCCCCCAGAACAGGAGAACUCUCUUCGUCCGCUCACUGCCCGAGUCGGCCACUACGGAGAGCCUGGCUGAAUACUUCUCGCAAUCCUACAUUAUCAAGCAUGCCGUUGUUGUUUUUGACAAGGAAACGAAAAAGUCAAAGCAAUUCGGUUUCGUUACAUUCGCCGACGCCGAGGAUGCCGACAGCGCUUUGAAGGAACUCAAUGGGUCCAAAUUUGAUGGGAAAAUUAUUCGCGUCGACUAUGCUGAGCAGCGUAAGCGUGAGAUCGAUGAGAAGGUUGGACGCAGUGUACCUACUGCUGCGUCUCUUGAGUUGAAGAAAAAGAAGGAAGAGGAGAGAGGUCAAGGCCUGCCGCCCAAGCUGAUUGUCCGCAAUUUGCCAUGGAGUAUCAAAGAGCCCCAGGAUCUUUCUGUUCUGUUCCGCAGCUUCGGAAAGGUUAAGUUUGUCACUCUUCCCAAGAAGAACGGCAAGCUCGCUGGUUUUGGUUUUGUUACCCUGCGCGGCAGGAAAAAUGCCGAGAAGGCUCUUCAGACCAUCAACGGCAAAGAGAUCGAUGGUCGCCAAUUGGCCGUUGAUUGGGCUGUUGAGAAGGAUGUCUGGGAAACUACAAAGAAGGAUGAUGAGGAAGAGGAGAAGGAGGAAGAGAAGGAAUCGGAGGAUGUCAAGAUGGAGGAUGCCGGAGGUCCUUUGGAAGAGCCCUCAGAUGACGAGACCUCUUCUGAUGAAGAUGAUGAGGACGACGAUGAAGACCUCGAUGACGAUGAGCUUGACGACCUGGACGACGAGGACGAAAAUAAAGAGGAUGACCGUAACAACUCCACAAUCUUCCUUCGCAACCUUCCCUUCACCGCCACAGACGACUCUCUCUACGAACACUUUGCCCAAUUCGGACCUCUACGUUACGCUCGUGUUGUCCUAGACCACGAGACCGAGCGUCCUCGUGGCACCGGCUUCGUAUGCUUCUGGAAAGUCGAGGAUGCUAACACUUGCGUCCGCGAAGCCCCUCGCGGAACUGAAAUGAUGGCACCCAACAAGGACAAGCCCAAGUCCAACACCGCGAUGAAGCACUCCGUUCUCCAGGACGAGAACUCCGACCCCAGCGGCCGCUACACCCUCGAAGGCCGUGUCCUGCAGGUCGCCCGCGCUGUAAGCAAGGGCCAAGCCGCGAAGCUGGAAGAAGAAGGUGUCUCCCGCCGCAUGGUCCGCGACACUGACAAGCGCCGCCUCUACCUCCUCAACGAAGGAACCAUUCCUUCCAACUCUCCCUUGUACAAGAAGCUCUCGCCUUCUGAAGUAAAGAUGCGCGAGGACUCCUACAAGCAGCGCGAAACCUUCAUCAAGAAGAACCCAGCUCUCCACCUCAGUCUCACUCGUCUCGCUAUUCGUAACCUCCCCCGUCACAUCGGCUCCAAGGACUUGAAACAGCUCGCCAGAGAGUCUGUUGUGAACUUCGCCAAGGACGUCAAGAAGGGCGUGCGCCAGCCUCUUUCCAGAGAAGAGCAGCAACGCUCCCGCGACACCAUGAAGGAGCUCGAACAGCUGCGCAAGCAGCAGAAGAAGGGUAUCGUGCGACAAGCCAAGGUUGUCUUUGAGACCCGUGAGGGAACAAAGGUCUCCGAGAAGACUGGUGGUGGCCGUAGUCGUGGCUACGGAUUCAUUGAGUACUUCACUCAUCGCCAUGCGCUGAUGGGUCUGCGCUGGCUCAACUGCCAUUCCAUGGUUGUGCCUCCCUCUGCGCAGGACCCGGAUGAUAAGGACAAGAAGAAGAGUCUUGUUGUCGAGUUUGCUAUUGAGAACGCGCAGGUUGUUAAGCGUCGCAAUGAAUUGCAAGCUAAGUCCCGUGAGCCAAGGCCCAAGCGUGAUCGUGAGGACGACGAUGAUGGUGAUAAGAAGGACUUCAAGAGGAAGCGUUCUGAUUCUCGGGGCAAGAAUGAUGGCCGUGAUGGGAAGGAUGCUAAGCGUGGGAAGCCUUCUAAGCCUUCCAAGGGCGAGGAGAAGAACGACGAAGAGGAAGACAAGGCUGCGAAGCGCAAUCGCAUCAUCGGACAGAAGCGCAUGAAGCGCAAGUCCCGAAAGGGGAAAUAA
Messenger RNA from Penicillium soppii, 2178 nucleotides. RefSeq names its product mRNA-binding ribosome biosynthesis protein NOP4. NCBI's taxonomy places the organism in Eukaryota, Fungi, Ascomycota, Eurotiomycetes, Eurotiales, Aspergillaceae. The coding region runs from base 1 to 2178 and encodes 725 amino acids. The record is from RefSeq and is a predicted model, not a curated record. Gene Ontology annotation, molecular function: RNA binding. The transcript has a single exon.